Helianthus annuus (common sunflower) is the source of this 1548-nucleotide messenger RNA. Its product is annotated as 5' exonuclease Apollo. The transcript is spliced from 4 exons. Gene Ontology annotation, molecular function: damaged DNA binding; 5'-3' DNA exonuclease activity. The record is from RefSeq and is a predicted model, not a curated record. Gene Ontology annotation, biological process: interstrand cross-link repair; double-strand break repair via nonhomologous end joining; protection from non-homologous end joining at telomere. NCBI's taxonomy places the organism in Eukaryota, Viridiplantae, Streptophyta, Magnoliopsida, Asterales, Asteraceae. Bases 142 to 1428 code for a protein of 428 amino acids.
AAACCUGGAAAUCAAUCACUUACUUGCUUCAAAUUUCGAACUUGUAAAACCCGCGAAAUAAAAUUCAUCUUUGUAAACCCUAGGUUUCACACAGAAAUCCCCAAUUUGAAAUCCUAAUGCUGCUGCUGCAGAGUACAACUAAUGGAGAGAGGAAUGAUAUCAGUGGACCGGUGGAGUGAAGGCAGUCAGGUCUACUUCUUAACUCAUCUUCACGCAGAUCACACCGUUGGUUUAUCCCCUCGUUGGAAUAAAGGCCCACUUUUCUGCUCUCGCAUCUCCGCCAGACUUUUUCACCACAAAUUCCCCGGUUUCGACACUUCCUUGAUUCGAUCUCUCGAAAUCGGCCAAUGGCACUCCUUAUCUCUGCUUUCCUUGUCCACUAAUUCCCAAACUACUGUUCAAGUUAUGGCAAUUGAAGCCAAUCAUUGCCCUGGUGCAGUUAUGUUUCUAUUUCGUGGUGCGUUUGGCGUAACGCUUUACACCGGGGAUUUCCGUUGGGAAGUAACAAGUGAAAUCGCACAAAUGGGAAAAACCAUGCUUCUUAAUGCUCUCAAGAAUGAUAAAAUCGACACCCUUUACAUUGACAACACUUACUGCAACCCAUCCUACUCUUUUCCUUCAAGGGAAGUUGCUGCUCAACAGGUAGUCAAUAUCAUCGAUUCCUAUCCCGAACAUGACAUCAUCAUCGGCAUAGACACGUUGGGAAAAGAGGAUUUAUUACUUUACAUCUCAAAAAUGCUGAAAGUAAAGAUUUGGGUAUGGCCAGAGCGCUUACAAACGAUGCAUCUUCUCGGGCUACACGACAAUUUCACAACCAAAACCACUUUGACAAGAGUGCGCGCUGUUCCUCGUUACAGUUUUUCUGUUGAAACACUAGAAGCAUUAAACACUAUGCGUCCGACAAUUGGGAUUAUGCCAUCUGGACUUCCAUGGAAGCUAAAGAAAGUUGGAUCCAAGGAUAAAUCUUGUGGUCUUUCUUCAUUGAAUAAAGAGACAGACAAUGAUCUUCAUAUGAACAUGCGAAAUAGAUACACAAAUAACAUAGAAAAACAUCAUCAGUAUAUCUACACGGUUCCAUAUUCUGAUCACUCCUGUUUUUCAGAGAUAGUUGAGUUUGUUAAGUUUCUGUGCCCCAACAACAUCAAAGGUAUCGUGUCGUCAUCAUUGUCGUAUGUUGAUCCAUGUUACCAUCUUCACAACAUUUAUGGAACGUCGAGUUUAUGUCGAAAGCAUGUGACCAAGGAAGAAAGGGCAGGCGUUGAAGGUGAAUGUAAGGCUACCCUUGCUUGUGAUGGUUCCGAUGAUGUGAAAUUAAAGAGGAAAAGGAUUAAACAGUAUAGAUUGUGUGUUCAUAAAACUAGGGUUAGUUUGUUAAGAAGGUUUAACCGUGGUGCGAAGAUAACCAGUGAAGAUUGUUCUGAUGAUUAAUUGUUAAUCAAACUGUUUAUGCUAACUUGCUAAGUGAUUGUAUAUCACUAAAUCUGUAUUGAAUAUGUGAAAUAUGGAAAGAGCAUAUAGAAAUAUAGAGAGUUAAUUCUCAUUUUAGUC